This is a messenger RNA of Vespa crabro (European hornet), 3489 nucleotides long. It is a transcript of the gene Ets96B, whose product is annotated as ETS translocation variant 1-like. The record is from RefSeq and is a predicted model, not a curated record. Gene Ontology annotation, cellular component: nucleus. Gene Ontology annotation, molecular function: sequence-specific DNA binding; DNA-binding transcription factor activity, RNA polymerase II-specific. The transcript is spliced from 11 exons. Lineage: Eukaryota; Metazoa; Arthropoda; Insecta; Hymenoptera; Vespidae. Gene Ontology annotation, biological process: cell differentiation; regulation of transcription by RNA polymerase II. Bases 1192 to 3045 code for a protein of 617 amino acids.
UAAAAACAAAUUUAUUAUUUUCGAUUAACUUUAUAUUGUAUAAUUAUAAAACUGUUUUAUCGACAUAGCAGAGAAUAAAUUGCUUAUAGUUUUCAGGUCGUUUACUCGCAACUUUAUCGAUAUGGUAAAUUACAUCAAGUAUACUCGUAUAUAUACAUUAUAAUUUAUUAAUUGUAGCGUAAUUUAUAUAUCGUUUUUAUAGAAAAUUUUUAUAUCAAUUAAAAAAAAAAUGUCUUGUUAUAGAUACAUAUUAUACAUGAAUUUAAUAAGAGAAAAUUAAUAUAUUUCAAAUUUGAUUUAUGUUUUACGUAGUACACAAUGACUAUAGAGGGCACUACAUUGUUCUUUAACGGUUAUUCUUCUUUUUAAUUUUUUUGAAGGAAGAGCUCCCGCCUUAUAUGAAAGGACGAUAAACGUCAAAGACAAAAAUGCAGUCCUUCCAAGGCUUAUCAAUCUUAUCAUAAAUUACCAACGAUAUAAAGACUUCUUACGAAUAUGUAUCAAAAAUUUUACAUCGUGUUGGAUCGUGUUAUAUGAACGAGCGACGAAGAGAAGUCCAUCAAAGAAGUCAAGCUUUCCGUGGAGGAAAUACGAGAAGGGUGCAUGCCGCCAAUGAAUUCGAGCUCCGCCUACCAAGCUGUGGUAGGAAACAACCCCUAAGUAUCAAAAGCCGCGCAGGACUGUUUUCGACGUCACGAUGUGGGCGUAGACAGAUCGGAGACACAACCCCUCGGAAGAGAGAGAGAGAGAGAAAGAGAGGGAGAGAGAGAGGAAGAGAAAGAGAGAGAGAGAGAGAGAGAGAGAGGACGUAGUCUAGGAAAACGGGGGAUGUCUUUUCCGCGUCUACCCGAAAUCAAAUCACUCGAUUCGGAAUCAGUUCUCUUCUUGAACUUCGUGACGUUCGCGGUGACAGAAUCGAAUCGAAAGCACAUCGAGAGAAUUUCUAUAUCUAUCGCUCGUUCUUCUUCGUAUAUAUUUUUGCAUCCGUUAAUAUUUCUUCUUUUUUUUCUUUCUUGUUGCGUCAGGGUGUUGGUGGUUCAUCUUUCUCUUUCUCCUUUUCUUUCGCUUUCUCUUUUGCUUUCGUUUUCUCUUUUUCUUUCUGUCACAUUUAAAUCUUUCAUUCUGGUGAAUCUCUUCAUAACGAGCACGAUAAGUCUUGGAUAAUAAAGAAAGUGUAAUAAACGGUUAACGAUGAACCUCCCCGAUCAGGAGGUACCCGCUGCUACCGCAAAUUUGGGGAGAUUGCCAUCGGAUGACUAUGGAAGAUUAGCUGUACCGGUGCAAACGACGAGCAGCGACUAUUGUUCUCACAAUAAUUAUUCAACGUCUCAGACGACGAACGACGAGAAAACCCAAGCUGGAAAUGAAUUAUAUCCUCCUCAAGAUUAUACGAGACAAGAGUCUUGGCUUCAUGAUGGUAGCAGUUGCGAAACAGAGGGAAGCGAACAGUACGUGCCAGAGUUUCAUCAAAUACCAAAUGGUUGCGUAAAACAGGAAUCGGGGAAUUGUGAAAGGUCCCGGGAAGCUCUUUACCAUCCUCAAUACACAAUUUCCGUCGCACAUCCAUCCACCCUUAAUACUAAUUUUCUCGAUAUAAAUCCCAGUACUCCAGCUGAUUGUUUCGUAAACAAUAGGCUAAGUCCGCAGAAAAGUGAAUCUUUAAAGAAUGUUGCCGUAAAAGAAGAACCGACUGAUAAAGGUUAUCUCGAGCCGGUUUCUGUUUCCACUAUUUCGUCUUCGAUAACUCAGAGCUCUCAAAAUGUAAACAGCUUGGUUUAUCCGCAACAACAACAACAAUACGGGAUUGGUACCAGAGAAAGUAGAAGUUCACCGAUACCCAGUCGACCAGCCAGUGCUUUUUCCGGUACAUCGCAAUGGCAACCACCUAUUUCGACUCCGUCAGAAAGUUUUUUACCGCGACAAGAAAGCUGGACGUCCGAUGGCUAUGGAAAACGUAGUAUAACUCCGACCUGGACCGAAUUAGGAGUUCAAGCGGAAUCGAGAAAUUCGUCGUGGGAACGACAAAAUAAUUGCUUGCAAAAACGAGGAUCACCAUCAUCUUCAUGGAGCUCGGAAUACAUUAGCAAGAGGCCAUCGUCGACUAGUGCGACAACUACUUGGAGCGAUGUGACAGUUGGCUAUCAACAACAAAGACGAGGAUCUCUUCAGCUUUGGCAAUUCCUUGUCGCACUGUUGGAUGAUCCAACGAAUGCACCUUGUAUCGCUUGGACCGGUCGUGGCAUGGAAUUUAAACUUAUCGAGCCGGAAGAAGUAGCGCGUAGAUGGGGUGUUCAAAAAAAUCGACCGGCAAUGAAUUAUGACAAAUUAAGUCGUUCCUUAAGGUAUUAUUAUGAGAAGGGGAUAAUGCAAAAGGUGGCAGGAGAAAGAUAUGUUUACAAAUUCGUAUGCGAUCCGGAAGCUCUUUUUAACAUGGCUUAUGGAACUGGAGGAACUUCUGCGCUUUCCACCGAAGUCCAUAGUAGCAUGGUAAGAACGCACACAAUGUCGGGAAAGACGUGUACCACAAGUGACAUAACCGAGCUUGGUAAACAUUCUACAACCGGUUACGGUGAUGCUGUUCUUGCUAUGUAUUCGAACACGGCUGCAGUUUAUGGACCUUCCACUUUGCAUCAUCUACAUCAAUACUUGGGUGCUAACGAAGAUUUUAAAACACCGACUACCAGAUAUCAUGCGCAUUACUCUGCGCAAUACGAUAAUCACCAUCAUCAUCAUCACCACCAUCAUCAUCAUCAUGCUACUUCAGCUUAUUCAGAAACUUUUAUAAAUUAUGGUCGAUUAUCGACGCUAGAACAUCCCCUUGACAUCAGAUCCCAAGAACAACCAAAUAAAACUUCGUAUAAUCAUGAAGGAGAGAAUAUCAAUAGAGAACGAGAAAACUUACCGAUCAGCUACGACGAUACGCAGAGAUCACAGUUACCAGCACCGUCGGCAACAACGGAAACUACAAUAUUGGACAGCAGUACGAAUUCGAAAAUUGAACAAGCACCAUACGCUUGUUUAGGCGUUGGUAGCUGCGUUUGUUGAAGAUAUACAAAUUUCUUCCCUAUCCUGAAUAUUCAUCGAUAACGAGUUGAAUGUUCUUUGUCGAAAAAAAAAGAAACAAAAAAAAUAAGUUUCCUUCACCAGCGAAUUUUUCGUAGAACCCCGUGUAAAUAUAUUUAUUCUUUUGCAUAAGUCUUCGAUGAGAUGGGAAAGAUUUGUUUAAUUAGAAAUUAUUAUUUUGUCGAAAUGAAGAUUGAACGUAAUAGAACAUUCUCUAGAUAGAAAAUUUCGUUUUUCUUUUUUUUUUUGUCAGAUCUGAUACGAUAUGUUGUAAUUUAUUCUGUAAAUAGGCUAAUAUAAUAAUUAACUUUAGCAGGCUUUGUUACUCGAAUUAAUUGUAAGUAUAUCGUCUGUGGAGUUGAAAUAAUCAUAAUUCGAGAGCCUCGAAAAAUACGUACGUAUAUAUAAUAAUAUUUAUCGAUAGAC